GUGAGCAAGAGAAUGGGCACACAAUGGUGUUUUUUUUUUACAAGUUGUACGAGACGAAAAUGAAGAUUUUAAGAACUGGCAUUCUGCUUGUAGGUAAGCGGAGCUGGCCCGUAGGCUAUUGUGCUAUCAGUUUUUUGUACACUUCCGGGGUCUGAAAAUUCUUGCGGUCGAAGUGAAUAUAAAUCAGCUGCCGGAGAGUGUUGUCCAAUGUGUGGCACUGGAUCAAUAGUUCGCAGUGACUGCAGUGGAGAUUCAAGCACCACAUGUAAACCCUGUCCUUCAGGAACAUUCAUGAAUGAACCUAAUGGUCUUCAUAACUGUUUCCCUUGCAAAAACUGUGCUGAAGAUCAAGGUCUUUAUAUGCAGAGUAAAUGCACGACAAUGCACGACAGCAUCUGUGAUGUGCUUGAUGAUCAUUACUGCAUUGACCUCUCAAAUCAACAGUGCAGUCAUGCUGUAAAACACAGUGUUUGCAAAGCAGGACAAGAAACAAAAACAAAAGGAACAAAGACCACAGAUACAGUUUGUGUGGACUGCGCUCCUGGGUUUUAUUCUUCAUCAGGUAUACCCUGUAUCAAAUGGACAAAUUGUACAGCUAUAAAUGAAAUACAGACAGGACAUGGAAGCUCUGUAAAAGAUGUCACAUGCACACCGAAAUCCCGGGAAAGAUAUGGUCUUAUAUCUGGUUUCAUACUAGCAGUGGUUGUAACGAUACUCUACUUAAUUUCUCCUUUCUGGUUUCCACCAAAAAACCUAAAGCGUCAGAAGAGUCUAACAAGGGCUGUUCAGGAAACUGGUCAUUCUAAUACAUGACUAUAUCUAAUUGCACGCCGCUUUUAUCUCUCCAUCAUCCACUUUUCCGUGUGCUGUGAGCUUGACGUGGUGGAGAAGCUCAAGUACCUCCAGAAACUUCCAGCUGAGAUGGUUUCUUUCACGAGUGUAUUGAACAACGCCACGGUAAACUCACCUAGGAGGCCAAACCAACAACACAAGGUCACAAUGCAAUGUAAGCAUAUUAAAGGUGCAGUAGGUGAUUGUCUUCAGAAACAUGUGCUGGUUAAAAGUCUCCUCACAUUCCAAUAGUAAUAAUUCAAGUAAAUGAUCUAUAUGUAUUUUUAUAUUCUGAGUAUUAAGGCUAAACAAUGUUCAUCCAGGAAGUCAGGAGAGGGUAGUAACAGAAGAGGGUCCGAGAGGGGUAGCAGCUUCCUCUUUGUUCCUGAAUCCUGCGCGCCCUCUUCUGGUCACGUCGUGCUCUUCUCUUGCUCUUGACUGUUUCAGAUAAAGUUGAAGUCUGAAAUAUUGGAAUGUCAGAAUACAGGAGAGGUUUGCUUUGGCAUUUUCGAUGUCUCGCGUUAAUAAUGGCACCAUUCGUUCCAUGGGCACCAUUCACUACAACGUGCACACGAGAGAGAUGAGAGUGGUGAAAACAAACAUGCUGACUCAAACCUUUUUAAAAUCCUGAAUCAAUAUUGGAGUUACUUUUGCACGCUGGAGGAAGGAUGACACCACGGCUGAUGUGACUAUUUUCAGUUUCAUAAGGUGCCUUUCACAGCAUUGAUAAUGUAGAUUUUUAUUUAGUUUAACAACAAAAGUUCAGUAAAUAGCACUUUUCCGUCAAGCCUGCUUUUACUGAGCUGAAGUUGCUUUUAUAUUCACAUCACAUUGGUUCAUUUGUGAUGCACUCCCUAUAUUGUUUACCAUGCUACUCUGUAAAUUCAGUUUGAAAUAGUAUGUAAGUAUGACUUGGUAAUAAGUGUAAUUCCUGCAACCCGCUGGCCAACCACAUAUCAUCUGAUAUAAUACAGUUUUUGUAUUCAGACUUGUAGUAUUAUAAUGUACUAUAAAGUUUUCUAACUGGUGAAUGAUAUGAUCUAUUGGGUUGUCUAGUGUUGUCUUUGUGUGUGCAGGGGUGGAACCGUGUUUCAAAAAUAUUAUGCUACCCAUUUAGCAUUGUGACAGAUCACCUAUUGUAUCUUAAAUUUUAGCUUACAAAUCUGGUUUAGCAUUUAUUAGAGCUUUGCGUUAUGUUGUGUUCACAGUGGUAAUGUCUUAAUAAUCAAAUCAAAUCACUUUUAUUGUCACAUCAUCAGCAGCACCUGUGCUGUGAGGAGUGAAAAGAUUUGCUUUUUAACAUCACAAGUUUUACAUGUCUACUUCACUGCAUCGGUGUUUAAUAUAGAUUUAAUUCUGUCUAUACUUUAUUUUAAACUUGUAUAUACAGUUGGUCAGAAUUAUGAGGUUUCCUGUAUAUGUUUUUUUUUUUCCAAUUUCUGUUUGGGUAAGAGGUUUUUUCUUCUCAAGACAUUUCUAAAAACUGAUUUCUUUUAUCUUUGCCAUGAUGACAGUACAUUAGAUUUUACCAGAUUUAUUCAAGAUACUAGUAGUCAGUUUAAAGUGGCAUUGAAAGGCUUAACUAGGUUAAUUAGGCAAGUUAGGGUAAUUACGCAAGUCAUUGUAUAACAGUGUUUUGUUGUUCUGUAGACAGUUGAAAAGAAAACUAUAUUAUUAUUAUUAUAAAAA
Messenger RNA from Danio aesculapii, 2520 nucleotides. RefSeq names its product tumor necrosis factor receptor superfamily member 14-like. The record is from RefSeq and is a predicted model, not a curated record. Gene Ontology annotation, molecular function: protein binding. Bases 208 to 813 code for a protein of 201 amino acids. Gene Ontology annotation, biological process: positive regulation of peptidyl-tyrosine phosphorylation; negative regulation of alpha-beta T cell proliferation; defense response to Gram-positive bacterium. Gene Ontology annotation, cellular component: external side of plasma membrane. The transcript has 9 exons. NCBI's taxonomy places the organism in Eukaryota, Metazoa, Chordata, Actinopteri, Cypriniformes, Danionidae.